CACGAUGCCACUGAGCCACACGGCCUUUCUUUGAGCGCGAUACCCGGUCUUUGUUUGAUGUGUUUGAGCGAUCAAUAGCUGCGCUGCGUCUUUUGAUGUCAUUUCUUUCACCAUAACCGAUAUAGGACCCCGCCAUGACUUCACCAGAGCUGGAGGCCUUUGCAAAGGCGAUAUCGCGAGUGUUGGGCUGGGCAUACUUUCUUUCAUGGUCUGGUAGCUUCUAUCCACAGCCAAUAUCGAACUACAAGCGCAAGUCGACGCUCGGCCUCGCGAUAGACUUCCCCACGCUCAACGUUCUCGGCUUCUGCAUGUACACCGUGUCCACAGCCUCGUUCCUCUACUCGCCAACCAUUCAAGCCCAGUAUGCGUACAGACACCCCGAGGCGCCUGAGACGACCGUGCGCUUCAACGACUUUUUGUUCGCUGCGCAUGGCGCGGUCAUGUGUAUAGUCUGCUAUAGUCAGUUCUACCCGUGGAUCUGGGGCUUCCAAGUCGGAAAGACCCAGAGGGCUAGCAAGGCGAUAUUGGGCAUAUUCUGGGGAUGCGUAGUAGCUAUUGUAUGGUCCGUACUCAUGGUGAAGACGAGAGGGAGAGAUGGUGGUUACGAUGCUGAUACGUGGGCUUGGAUCGACGUGAUCUACGUGCUGGGCUACGUCAAACUGAUCACGGUAAUAUGCAAAUAUAUCCCACAGAUGUGGGUCAACUACAAGCGCAAGUCCACAGUAGGGUGGAGCAUCUAUCCUAUGCUUAUGGACUUUGCAGGAGGUUGGCUUUCGUUGGCACAGCUGGUCAUUGACUCGUCUUUGCAAAACGACUGGACGGGUGUGACAGGCAACCCCGUCAAGUUCGGAUUGUCUAAUGUUACCAUUGUAUUCGAUAUCAUCUUCAUGGUGCAGCACUAUGUUCUCUACAGAGGCUCAGAGCAUCACCUGGACGAUGACGACGAGGAGCUCGCCGCCUCCUGGGAUGCGGAGCGCGAGCGGCUGAUCUCUGAGCGCAUCGCCUAGUUAGUCCGUUCGCGACGACCAAAGCAGCACAUACAUAAAAUGAAAGACAUAUGAACGCCGCAUACGGCCGGGGUCGUCAAACUACUCGGGAAACAUGCCUUGAUACGAGACCAACGAUUCAGCCGCCCAGACGGGUGUC
Boeremia exigua is the source of this 1146-nucleotide messenger RNA. RefSeq names its product L-cystine transporter-like protein. Bases 135 to 1007 code for a protein of 290 amino acids. Gene Ontology annotation, biological process: L-cystine transport. NCBI's taxonomy places the organism in Eukaryota, Fungi, Ascomycota, Dothideomycetes, Pleosporales, Didymellaceae. Gene Ontology annotation, molecular function: L-cystine transmembrane transporter activity. Gene Ontology annotation, cellular component: fungal-type vacuole; vacuolar membrane. The transcript has 3 exons. The record is from RefSeq and is a predicted model, not a curated record.